Messenger RNA from Talaromyces amestolkiae, 1500 nucleotides. RefSeq lists its product as uncharacterized. The transcript has a single exon. NCBI's taxonomy places the organism in Eukaryota, Fungi, Ascomycota, Eurotiomycetes, Eurotiales, Trichocomaceae. Bases 1 to 1500 code for a protein of 499 amino acids. The record is from RefSeq and is a predicted model, not a curated record.
AUGGCAUCACCCUCUUGGUAUAGAAUCGCGGGCUCUUACAAGGCUGAGAGACCAGCAUUCAGAUUCACUAUUUCAAGAAUCUACCAACUCACCAUCCAAAACUUCGUAUCGCUUAUUUUUCUACCUCUGGACACAUUUAUCCUUCUGAGCGCGGCUCUAAUCAAUGGUUUCCACCUUCUCCAUCGUCACCAAAGACAUAGCCGGCAGCGACUAUUAGAAAACCCGCGAUUUUACCCAAAGACUAUUCUCAUCACCGGCAUCAAUACAACUCGAGGCCUCAAACUAGCGCGUCAGUUCCACUAUGGCGGUCAUCGAGUCAUUGGCGCUGAUGUUGGUUUAUCCUUCAUCCGCUCUGGGGGUAGCAUGUCCAACACGAUAUUCGUCUACUACUCCCUAUCCAGCAGUAAAGCUCAAUAUGUCUCCAGCCUGAUCGACAUUAUUCACCGAGAGAAAGUUGAUUUGUGGAUUCCCUACUCUGGCGACAUCGACCCCAUCGAUGAUGCGAUGGCCAAGAGCAUGAUCGAAAGUCGAACAAGCUGCAGAUGUCUCCAUCUGAAUGUUGACUAUGUGAGACUCUUUAGCCGAGAUGACUCUUUCAUACAGCAUGUGCGAGAAAGAGGGUUGCCUGUAAUUGAGAAGCACAACGUUCAGUCUCGAGACUCGAUUCAUCGAAUCUUGAAUCACUCGCCUAAUAAAGUCUACCUCAUGCACAAAUCAUCAAAAGGCGCGUUGCGGGAUGUUGUCUCUUUGCCUAAAAGGUCUACCAAUCAAACAUACUCGGAAGUGAGUAUGAUAGCUAUUUCCAAAGACAAACCCUGGGUCCUCAAACAGUUUGCGAGGCUGGGCAAUUACUGGGCCGAUCUUGUCCUCGUGCGGGGGCGUGUUGAAGCAAUGAAGAUCCGUCCCAUGCGUCCUGGAUUGUCCAUUCAUGACGAGUCGAGAAUGGAAACAGGUCUACAUAAAAGCAUCAGACGACUGAUGGAUGAGUUUGCCGGAAAAGCUGGACCGCGCAUCAGCGGACAUUUAUCGGUCAAAGUCAUGGUUGACGAAGAAAUCGCAUCCAGCUCGGUAUCCUAUACUAUAUAUAUUGGUGGCUGUCGCCAAGGAAGUAUCGCCGUUGCUGGGCUGCUGGAUGACGAUCCACCGUCGGGUUUAUAUAUCUCUUACCUGGAGUUGUUGUCUCCGGAAGUGAACGGAAUCAUUGACUCUGACAUUGAAUCACCAGUUUAUACCAGGUUCAGGCUCUCGCGGAAAUGGAUCGACUACUCGACUGCAUGGAGCCAAAUAUAUAUCCCUGUCCCGUCAGUGGUACAAUCAGUCGAGGAGCUCUGGAUAGGAAUCCGGAGAUUUCGAGAUUCGUGCAUGCACGUUUUUCCUUUUGUCGAUCGACUGGAGAAUUUUUCUAUCCUCGAUCCGCUGCCCUGGUGGUGGCAUUACCACAUCAGUCAGCCGGUGAAUGGUGCAUUCUCAUUGUUCGACAGUGUGGUUGAAAUCCAAUAG